AUGUGUAUAUCCAACCAUUAAAUAUAACAAACAGCAACAAACAACGGCAAUAGCGAACGGCAACUACGAAUAUAGCUAAAUUUUUAAUCAGGGAUUUAAGAAAACAACAACAAAAAAAGAAAAAUACAUUUUCAAUUACAAUAAAACAUACAAUCAACUAAACGUAAGCAUUGAUAAUGGGUCGCCAUAAGGAUAAACCUCGAAUGAUCCCCGAACAAGAUAAACGUAUAUGCCGUGCGAUUUGCUUAUGUCAGCUAACCAUGGUAUUGUCUUGCGUUUCGAUUGUCUAUUUAAGUGUCGCCAUCUAUUCGCCCUCGCUUAAAGCCUUCAAGUCGGGCUUUGAAUUAGAGCCAGUUAUGUGCCAGACUAUAGACCGUCAAAUGCCGAAUGCCCAAUGUCCGUGGGCGUCAUGCGGCGAGUGGUGUUUAACUCGUACCAGCGGUUUUUGCCCACAAAUACAUUCAGUAGUGCGACGCAAUGGCACCGAUAUACAAUUAAACAAUUGUAGCCGCAUCACCAAUACUUCUUGUGCUAUGAUCGAUAUGAAUCGCUUAAAUAAAUUUAAUUGUAAUAAUGGAACAGCUUGCAACAAUAUACAUGGAGUAUUUAAUUGUUCUAACGGGCACUGCAAAAAUAUGUCAGAGUUCUUUUUGUGCCACCAUAAGGCUGACGGACCCACCAUUAAUUCAGCGAAAGAUAAUACGAAAUUGAACGGUUUUUUUGAAUGUCACGGUAUACACUGUACGAAAAUUAAAAAGCCCUUUAGUUGCGAUCGGUAUUGUUCAAAAAUUACCACAGCCCGGAUUAAUGUCUUACUAAUGCAGGAUGAUAAUGUUAUAGCCGCCGAUUGUGAAAAUAGCGUCGCCUUCAAUGAAGCUCGCGGUAAUGAACAUGGCGUGCGCAUUAAUCCUCUUGAAUUUUGGAAGGAGGAUGAUGGUCAUUUAUUAGCCAAUUGUGCUUCUGUUCUUAAAGAGAAUGAUAAGAUAAUCGCUACCGAUUGUAUAAACGGUACUAUUUUGGAACCAAAUGCUUUGCCAGAACCUUUUAUGAAUUUUACACAAUUUUGGAAAAUCUAUGAAACAAGUUUGGUGCCUGUAGAUGUUAAACAAAAAUUCUUACCUAAUCAAGCAAACUUGACUAUAUAUCCAAACAAAAAGUUGUUAAUUAACUUGGAAGGAUGCGUGAAUACGCUGAGAGGUGAAUGUAAAGAAUUUGUCGCUCGUUAUGGCAAUGACGGUGACAAUAAUACCGCACAAUCAAGAUAUCAAUGCUAUUAUAAUAAGAAUCCCGCAGUCGAUUUUGUAGUAGCUCGUUAUGAUUUAAGUAAAGUCUACCGAGAGCUGUUGGUUUCACUGAUAGUACCCAUCGUCCUGUUUAUUAUAUCCUCAAUGUCCUUAAUUGUAAUAACAAAAUCGGUUAAGGUGGGUGACGAUGCUAAAAUGCGUUGUAUCUGUGGAAAUGAUGACUCCGAUAAUGAUGCGGUUUACUCGAAUCGGAAAACUAAAAAGAAUCGUUCGAUUAAAAGACUUGAAGUUCGCCAUGAUAUCAGUCAACUGAAUAAUAUAGAGGAUAUGGAUAUACUGCCAGCUGAAGGCUCUGGAUUGAUUGGCAGCACAAAAUCUUUAUUACCUUUAAGUCCCACCAAUGAUUCCGGUACCACCGAAAAUACUUAUGACGAUGAAAAAGGAACCAAAUGCGAUUUGCCUGAAAAACCAUUAGUCGAAAUUUAAACGAAUAACUUUUUUUUAUUUUAAACGAAGCAUAGUCGUCUUAAGACGAAUACUUAUUACCACCUCACCAUCUCAAAAAAAAAAAAAAAAAUACAUCAAAUCGGUCUCCGUUAGUGAAGCACAAACCAGUAGAACACCACAACUGUUCUCAAAUUUUUGCUUAUCAUUUUCACAACAGUUAUGAUAAAUAUUUGUAUC
Molecule: messenger RNA, 1928 nt
Organism: Glossina fuscipes
Lineage: Eukaryota; Metazoa; Arthropoda; Insecta; Diptera; Glossinidae
Gene: Teh4
Exons: 10
Coding region: 177-1730 (517 amino acids)
Biological process (GO): regulation of sodium ion transport
Molecular function (GO): sodium channel regulator activity
Source: RefSeq, a predicted model, not a curated record